Messenger RNA from Diaporthe amygdali, 1263 nucleotides. RefSeq lists its product as uncharacterized. The transcript is spliced from 2 exons. The record is from RefSeq and is a predicted model, not a curated record. NCBI's taxonomy places the organism in Eukaryota, Fungi, Ascomycota, Sordariomycetes, Diaporthales, Diaporthaceae. The coding region runs from base 1 to 1263 and encodes 420 amino acids.
AUGAAUCGCAUCGGGGGACCGCAAGGAGUAGCUUCCGUGGUGGUUUUGCUGGCGUCUCUAGUCGUGGCUGCUGGAGAACUGGUCGAGCGACAGAAUCCUUCAUUCAUCACUGCAUUACCGACAGUGGCAGCGACGACAUUUUCCACUUCAUCCAUUACGCCAUCGUCCUUUCUCCCUCCUAGCCCUUCACCAAAUGCUCCUCAGCAACCGGAUCCGAUUUUCACGCCGAGUCCGUCAAAUACCGUUGUCGCCUUCUCGUCAGCACCCCUUCCACCAGCGAUUCUACCAUCGUCACCAGCUAUUUCAGCUACUACGCCGCUUGCCACCUCCUUUCGACCUACAACAACUCGCCCAACUCAGGCAGAAGCGAGUGCAGUCGAGAUCAAAGAUGAUCAUUACUUUGGCGGGACCCCAGGAUUAAACCCAGAUGCACCUGUCACUGGUAUCUUCUUGAUGCUGUUCAUCAUUGGAGCCCUCGUCUAUGGAUGGAUCUACUGGAAGAAUGCCAAACGACCAACUCGAGGCGGCAACGGAGAUAUCCUGUCGGGGCUGAUGAUCUGUUUCUGCCUUGCUGAAGCCUUGGUGUGUAUUCUUCGCAUCGCUUGGGCCAGCACAGACAUGCGACCGGCGGUCGUGUUCUUUGCACUGGUGUCCGAAAGCAUUGGAAAUGCUGGGGAAAUCGAGCUUUCAGGAGCAAGACUUUUGCAGGCCAGCACCGGUCUCCUCAUGGUCACUGGCUUUAUCUUUCUGGUUGUCGUCAUAGCAGCGAGCACAGCCGCCGACCGCUCGAAAGUCGACGAGUUCACUGCCAGGAUGAUUAUAUACUUCGGUGGAGCCGGACUAUUGACAAUGACGAGCCAAAUCGCACGAUUCGCCUCAACCUUCAUCAUCUGGAAGCCGACAGACCAAGUCUCUGCAGGAAUACUAUCAAAACCCGUGUACUACAUCACAGGUUUUGGAAUGAGUGUGUCGAUCAUUGUCCUUUACGCGGCUGCCAGAAUCGACCUACUCUUUGGCAAGAUGCCUAACUCGAAUGGGCGCUCAUCACCACGGCCUUCGCAAUUAGAGCAACUGGAGACACCAAUGACAUUGAAACCCAAGCUGAGAGAAUCGCCAUUGCGUUUGAACCCUAUCCUGACUCCCACGGGCGAUGACGGGCGGUAUCAUAAUCACAAUGAUUGGACGGAUAGUCGGAGUCCUCUGUCAGCGUCCAGUACCGGCACGUUCACAAUGGAGAAGGCGGGCAAUUUUGGAUCUGGAUGA